Anthostomella pinea is the source of this 1692-nucleotide messenger RNA. NCBI's taxonomy places the organism in Eukaryota, Fungi, Ascomycota, Sordariomycetes, Xylariales, Xylariaceae. The record is from the annotation of a GenBank genome assembly.
AUGGGUACGCCGCAGCCCGUCGACCGAGAUCGGGGAGAGGAAGCAGCACAGCCGAAGGUAAAACAAGAUGUUCUGCCACAGCAGGAAGAAGAUCGCGACCUCCGGAUGCCCGACUUGAGAGAACAAGAGCCUGAGUACCCGCACACAGUACUCUCCGAGUCCAUGAUCACGUACCUCACCUACUUGCUGGGAUACCUCGCACUCGCCUCCUCACUGACCGCGACAAUCUACUUCCCGACCAUCGACCUCCUGGCAGAGAAGUACCGCACCUCGGUGCAGGCGAUCAACAUCACCAUCACCCUCUACGUGGUGUUCCAGGGAAUCGCGCCCUCAUUCUUUUCUCCCUUUCUGAUACCUUUGGUCGGCGGCCGUUACGUCGCGCUCCUCCUGCUGCGGGCUCUGCAGAGCGUCGGCGGGAGUGCCGUGUUGAGUCUGGCCUAUGCAGUCGUCGCAGAUGUCAUCCCCCAUUCUCGCCGCGGGUCUGUCCUGGGCCCUAUGAUGGCGGCUAUGAACCUGGGCCCGUGUAUUGGGCCGGUGCUAGGAGGAGGCGCCAUACUGGCGAGCGGAAACGUGAGGUGGUGCUUUGUCACGCUGGUAGCGUUCAGAGCAUCGGCGCUGAUGCUCCUCGGCUGGACUAUGUCGGAGACCGGGAGGAACAUUGUGGGUAACGGCGCCGUUGAGCCUCAUGGCGUCUGGGCAACGUGGUGGCACGCCUUGAGAUUGGCUCUCAGACGGCGUUAUUCCACGACCACCGAAGACGGCCCAUCAGCAGAUGUUGAGAAAGUACCGAACCCCCCUGACUCUGCCGAAGAAAUCAAAAAUGAGCACGAUAGGGAGAUAAUUAGUGCGCCCACGCCCGAUUCCGAGGACCCAAACAAGAGCAAAACGGGACGAGGCACGCUCUCGGCUCCGAGUCCCCUCCCCUCGAUUCGCAUCUUCUUCUACCCAGACGCAGCACUGAUACUCUGGCUCUGCGCCGCUCCAUACACUGUCUGGUACUGCAUCCAGACAUACAUCCCACUGAUAUACGGGCCAGGAUACGGGUUCAACGACUUCGAGGUCGGCCUGUGCUUUCUCGCCGGGGGAGGCGGAGUCAUCGCCGGUGGUUGGAUUGCGGGACGUCUUAUGGAUUGGAGCUUCCGUAAAACGGCGACCGAGGCGGGUUUUCCGGAAGGCAGUAAAGCAACUAUCGAUAUCCGUCGUUUUCCCGUCGAGGAAGCGCGGUCGAGAGCGAGCAUACCGAUCAUGUCGAUCUCCAUGGCCGCGGUGAUCGGCUACGGCUGGGCCGUACAACGGCACACCCACCCCGCGGUGCCGUUGUGUCUCCAGUUCCUCCUGGGUGCAAAUUGCACGGUCAUACACCAGACCUACAGCGCCCUCAUCGUGGAUAACUUCUCCGCCCGUCCGGGCACAGCUGGGGCGAGUAACAACAUCUGCAGAUGUGCGCUGUCUGCUGGCGCUGUCGCCGUGUUGCAGCCCAUCGUGAAGGCAAUCGGAUACUCCUGGUUAUUCACACUGCUAGCCCUGGUCGAGGGAAUUGGGAGCAUUGCUGCCGUUUACGCGCUCAGGAGGUGGGGCAGGAGGUGGCGUGGAAUGAGAGAUGAUCUCGCGGAGGGAAAGGGGCGGCGGCAAGAGGGGCGAAAGUGGGCAUUCUGGCAACGCAAGGUAGCACCAGGACCUUCUGAGACUUGA